AUGGACAUCGGCGGCCUGGAGACGGUGGUGGCCAACUCGGCCUACGUCUCGGCCCGGGGCAGCACGGACGCCGGCGCCGCCUCCGCCUCGCGGGACCGGAAGAUGCGGGCCAGGCUCAAGCUGCCCCACAUCACCCAGUGCGAGCACCUGCGGGGCCAGCCAGACCUGGACUUCCCCAGCGUCUGCCUCCGGCAGCCCAUUGGGAAACGGCUCUUCCAGCAGUUCCUGGAGGAGCAGGAGACCUUCGCGGCGGCCGGUGGCCUCUGGAAGAGUGUGGAGGCUUAUGCCGCGGCCGAGGAGAGCGACCGGCCCCGGGCGGCCCAGGAGACCCUCAACCACUUCUUCGACUCAGCCUCCAAGACCUUCUGCGCCUUCCUGGAGGAGAAGGCCGUGGCGAGGGUCAAGGAGGACGCCCGGCACGGGCGUGCGGACCUCUUCCAGGAGGCCAAGGGGCAGCUCCUCCAGCACCUGGAGACGCGGGCCUGGGCCGGGUUCAAGGAGAGCUUGUUCUUCUCCCGCUUUCUCCAGUUCAAGUGGCUGGAGGGGCAGAGCGUGACCGAGGAGUGGUUCCUGGACUUCCGCGUGCUGGGCAAGGGGGGGUUCGGGGAGGUCUGCGCCUGCCAGAUGAGGGCCACCGGCAAGAUGUACGCCAACAAGAGGCUCAACAAGAAGCGGCUCAAGAAACGCAAUGGAUACGAGGGGGCCAUCGUGGAGAAGCGGAUCCUGGCCAAGGUGCACAGCCGGUUCAUCGUCACGCUGGCCUACGCCUUCCAGACCAAGCUGGACCUGUGUCUGGUCAUGACCCUCAUGAAUGGGGGUGACCUCAGGACCCUCUACGAGAUGAUCGAAGCCAAGGGUCCCUUUCGCUGCCGGGGGGAGAAGGUGGAGAACAAGGAGGUGACCCGGCGCAUCCUGCACGACCCGGUGAAAUACUCGGAGAAAUUCAGCGCUGCCUGCCGGGCCGCCUGCGAGGGACUCAUGGCCAAGGCCCCCGCCGGCCGCCUGGGCUUCCGGGACAACCAGUGCGCCCAGCUCAAGGGCCAUCCCCUCUUCCAGAAGGUGAACUGGGGCCGGCUGGAGGCAGCACAGCCCAACUACAAACCACUGCAUGCACAGCCACGCCAGGGACAACACCCAAGACGCCGGUUCCCCCGAAACCACGUCCCCAGGGACCUCGACCCCAACGCGUCCGCCGACAGCAUCAGCAGCAAAUCGGGGACGUGCUUCCUGCUGUGA
This is a messenger RNA of Chelonoidis abingdonii (Abingdon island giant tortoise), 1236 nucleotides long. RefSeq names its product rhodopsin kinase GRK1-like. The record is from RefSeq and is a predicted model, not a curated record. Gene Ontology annotation, biological process: protein phosphorylation; regulation of signal transduction; signal transduction. Gene Ontology annotation, molecular function: G protein-coupled receptor kinase activity; ATP binding. Gene Ontology annotation, cellular component: cytoplasm. NCBI's taxonomy places the organism in Eukaryota, Metazoa, Chordata, Testudines, Testudinidae.